GGUUUCCUAAAGUUUUAGGGUAGAACUUUCCGGAUUUAUCGUAAAACUUAGGUCAUACGGAAUACCCGGCCAAGUUAGCUGUUUCUCUUAUUAAGGGAUUGCAAUGGAUUUACACUCCUAUGAAGAUUGGGGUCCUAGCGUAUAUCUAGCCAUAGUAAUAUACGGUUCCCAAGGGAAACUUUUCGCUUUGAAUCAAGGGUGGCAAGACAUCGGAGAAAGAGCGUUUGAGUGAGGGAGAGAAGGGAUGGGUAACUGUGCAUCCGACGUGAAAGGAGGCAAGCAGGCGGUAGGAGGCGGCGGCGAUGGAGGCCACCACCUGGCCCAGGCCCUCGGCGGCGGUGGAGGUGAGGGCAAAAACGACGCAGUAGGUUUUUUCUUCCGGUCCAAGGGAAUGCGCCCUCUAGGCUGCCAGAUUGAGCUAUCUCUAUCAGCCUCAAACCUUCUUGAUCGUGACAUCAUGUCUAAGAGUGAUCCCAUGGCGGUAGUUUAUUUAAAGAAAAGGGAUGGGACCCUUCUAGAAGUUGGGCGUACUGAAGUGAUAAUGAACAGUUUGAAUCCUGCUUGGAUUCAGAAAAUUAAUAUGAUGUACCAGUUCGAGAUUGUUCAACCAUUGAUAUUUCAUAUCUACGAUGUGGACUCAAAGUACCACAAUUUACCUGUGAAGACGCUAAAGUUGAAGGAUCAAGAUUUCCUAGGUGAAGCCAAUUGUGUUCUCUCUGAGAUUGUUACCAAACCAAGUCAGAGGUUAACCUUGAACAUACACCAUAGAGAUGGGCGUGGCUCAAAUAAUUUGGGCACACUUACAAUCCUUGCUGAAGAACCAGUUAUUUCGAGAAGUGCAGUGGAAUUGACACUGAAGUGUACAAAUCUCGACAAAAAGGACUUGUUCUCCAAAAGUGAUCCAUUCUUGAUAAUAUCUAGGAUUGUUGAAGCUGGAGGUUCUAUUCCUAUCUGCAAGACAGAAGUUCUGAACAACAACUUAAAUCCCAUAUGGAAGCCUGUGUGUCUAUCUGUUCAACACUAUGUGAACAAGGAUAAUCCUCUAAUCAUCGAGUGCUUUGACUUCAACAGCAGUGGGAAGCACGCCCUCAUUGGAAAAAUGUACAAGACAGUGGCAGAGCUUCAAAGUCUUCAUGGCAGUAAAGCUGGAGCAAAUUUUAUCUCACCACCUUCUGGUCUCCGGAAACAAGAAAAGCUUUCGAAGGUUGAACUGUUUGUGGAAAAUUUCAUUGAGAAGCAACUCUACAGCUUUCUUGAUUACGUUUCUAGUGGAUUUGAGCUUAACUUCAUAGUUGCUAUUGAUUUUACUGCUUCAAAUGGAAACCCUCAAACUCCCUCUUCUCUACAUUAUAUUGAUCCAUCAGGAAAUUUAAAUGCGUACCAGAGGGCCAUUACAGAGGUUGGAGAGGUCAUACAAUUCUAUGAUUCGGAUAGAUGUUUUCCUGCAUGGGGCUUUGGUGGAAUGACUUAUACUGGUUCGGUAUCUCAUUGUUUCAAUUUAAAUGGAAAUCCAAGCACGUCUGAGGUUCAAGGGGUAGAUGGAAUCAUGAAUGCUUAUUCAAGUGCUUUGCACCAUGUAACUCUUUCUGGGCCCACCUUGUUUAGCCAUGUGAUUAACUCUGCUGCCAAUAUUGCGGCCCAGUCUCUCAAAAAUAACCACCACAAAUACUUUGUCUUGUUGAUUAUCACGGAUGGAAUCAUUACCGACCCUCAAGAAACUAAAGAUGCUAUUGUAAGGGCAUCUGACCUACCACUUUCAAUUCUUGUCGUUGGAGUUGGCACUGCAGAUUUUACACAAAUGGAGAUUCUUGAUGCUGAUAAUGGAAAACGACUGGAGAGCUCCACGGGAAGGAUAGCUACAAGAGACAUUGUGCAGUUUGUUCCAAUACGCGAUGUGCUUGCAGGGCAAGUCUCAGUGGUGCAGGCCCUAUUGGAAGAGCUUCCAGGGCAGUUCUUGACUUACAUGCGUAGUAGAGACAUUAAGCCCCUGAAUGUCACCUCUUAGAGUUUAAGGGAUGGGAGAAAAUAUUGUUGCAUACAUUAUUCUUCUGAAUUUGGAAAUUGAUCCAUUUCAUGUGUUAAUACUAUUGUUAAACGUACAAACGGUACAAUACACCCUUCAUGGCUUGCACUAUAGGGUA
Cuscuta campestris is the source of this 2141-nucleotide messenger RNA. The record is from the annotation of a GenBank genome assembly. NCBI's taxonomy places the organism in Eukaryota, Viridiplantae, Streptophyta, Magnoliopsida, Solanales, Convolvulaceae.